This is a messenger RNA of Phytophthora infestans T30-4, 1191 nucleotides long. RefSeq lists its product as uncharacterized. The transcript is spliced from 2 exons. The record is from RefSeq and is a predicted model, not a curated record. NCBI's taxonomy places the organism in Eukaryota, Oomycota, Peronosporomycetes, Peronosporales, Peronosporaceae. The coding region runs from base 439 to 1191 and encodes 250 amino acids.
ACCCGGCGCAAUUCGACGCGUUAUGGGCUGCUUCCCACGCAGCUCCAGCGAUGGCCAUGCCCACGUCUCCGCCGUUAACGUGGACGAGCGUUAAGACCGAGCAGAUGCAGUGCGACCCACCGAAUCCCAGCGCCAUGGAGCGACGACGACAGAAGAACAGACUGCAUGCGACGAGCAAGACAGCGACAGCGAGAUGAGCUCAACAACAUGAAGGCCACAGUGGCCAGACUGGAGAAACAGUACGCGGAAUUGAGCUUGCAGUCCACGCAGAGUGCAACAGUCGAACGUGAGGGAACUUUAGUCACGAGGAUGACUUCGGAUUAUUCCAAAGCGGUGGAUUUGUCGAGGAGACUUGGAGCUGAGAAUUUGUUUCUUAAGAACGAAAUUCAGCAGAAAGCGGAGUGGAAAAUAAAUUUAUCUAGAAUUUUACAGUCCACCAUGGAGGUGGAUGGACCUCGAUGGGCCCAGCAGUUCCAGCAGCCGUCGUUAGGAGGAGAAGCUGUCUUGAGGAUGCGAUUAGACGAGCGAGACCCCUUCGACGCGAGGGAGGAGUUCGGGUUCCAUCCACUGACAGACUUGGGGCUAACUCGAGUGAUCUUGGACAACACUCGCACAAUCUCUCGCGUGCAGAGUCGUCUGCUGGUCCCGUCGUCGUUUGAUACCGACGAUGGCGCGAGAACGAGUCGAAUGCAGAUCUUUGGGUGGGAUAUGGUGCAACGAGUGCAUGGGAAUAUUUUGGAAUGCGUCUCUACGAAGAAAUUUUACAGAUUAAAUGUUGCGGAGUUAAUGCAAAAGACGUGGGCAAAUGAUAUGCGCCUGGGCGAAUUCAAAAAGGUUAAAGGCGAAACGAGUCGCUUAGAGGUGUUGCAGCAGGUGAAUCCGAACGCCUAUGUGCUGGCUAGAGACGUCAUGUCUCCUGCCAAAGAUAUCUCGACAUUUCGAAAUCCACGAGAAGAGGAUGUUCGGAACAAAGUGGCGUGGGCCCAUUUGUCGCUUUCGAUCGAGUUUCUGAACGUGGUGAAUCCCGUCACGGGCGAAGAAUACCAGCAACUGCGGUGGAGCGGACGCACCGAUUAUUGUGGACCAGAUCACGCACAUCGCAACGCAAGCGACAUGAUGCAGGGCAUGUUGCGCUGGGAAAUGUUGGUGAUCGCCCCAGCGGUGAACCUGGUGUCACUGCCAAUAGAAUGA